Mus caroli (Ryukyu mouse) is the source of this 2965-nucleotide messenger RNA. RefSeq names its product C-C chemokine receptor type 5. The record is from RefSeq and is a predicted model, not a curated record. Gene Ontology annotation, cellular component: cytoplasm; external side of plasma membrane; membrane. NCBI's taxonomy places the organism in Eukaryota, Metazoa, Chordata, Mammalia, Rodentia, Muridae. Gene Ontology annotation, biological process: cell chemotaxis; G protein-coupled receptor signaling pathway; positive regulation of cytosolic calcium ion concentration. Gene Ontology annotation, molecular function: chemokine (C-C motif) ligand 5 binding; C-C chemokine receptor activity.
GUGUUUCUUACUUUAUACUGUCUUCAUGUUAGAUUUGUACAGCUCUCCUAGCCAGAGGAGGUGAGACAUCCGUUCCCCCUACAAGAGACUCUGGCUCUUGCAGGAUGGAUUUUCAAGGGUCAGUUCCGACCUAUAUCUAUGACAUCGAUUAUGGUAUGUCAGCACCCUGCCAAAAAAUCAAUGUGAAACAUAUUGCAGCCCAGCUCCUGCCCCCACUCUACUCCCUGGUAUUCAUCUUUGGUUUUGUGGGUAACAUGAUGGUCUUCCUCAUCUUGAUAAACUGUAAAAAGCUGAAGAGCAUGACUGAUAUCUACCUGCUCAACCUGGCCAUCUCUGACCUGCUCUUCCUGUUCACACUACCAUUCUGGGCUCACUAUGCUGCAAAUGAGUGGGUCUUUGGGAAUAUAAUGUGUAAAGUAUUCACAGGGCUCUAUCACAUUGGUUAUUUUGGUGGAAUCUUCUUCAUUAUCCUCCUGACAAUUGAUAGGUACUUGGCUAUUGUCCAUGCUGUGUUUGCUUUAAAAGUCAGAACGGUCAACUUUGGGGUGAUAACAAGUAUAGUCACUUGGGUGGUGGCUGUGUUUGCCUCUCUCCCAGAAAUAAUCUUUACCAGAUCUCAGAAAGAAGGUUUUCAUUAUACAUGCAGUCCUCACUUUCCACACACUCAGUAUCAUUUCUGGAAGAGUUUCCAAACAUUAAAGAUGGUCAUCUUGAGCCUGAUCCUGCCUCUACUUGUCAUGGUCAUCUGCUACUCAGGAAUUCUCCACACCCUGUUUCGCUGUAGGAAUGAGAAGAAGAGGCACAGGGCUGUGAGGCUCAUCUUUGCCAUCAUGAUUGUCUACUUUCUCUUCUGGACUCCCUACAACAUUGUCCUCCUCCUGACCACCUUCCAGGAAUUCUUUGGACUGAAUAACUGCAGUAGUUCUAAUAGACUAGACCAGGCCAUGCAGGCAACAGAGACUCUUGGAAUGACACACUGCUGCCUAAACCCUGUCAUCUAUGCCUUUGUUGGAGAGAAGUUCCGGAGUUAUCUCUCAGUGUUCUUCCGAAAACAUAUUGUCAAACGCUUUUGCAAACGGUGUUCAAUUUUCCAGCAAGACAAUCCUGAUCGUGUAAGCUCAGUCUAUACCCGAUCCACAGGAGAACAUGAAGUUUCUACUGGUUUAUGACCCGGUUGACUUUUGUGUAUCACGUAGUUUUUCUAUGCAGCUUGGGAGUAGGAAUGGUUCUUUUAAAAAAGAAAUUAGUAUCAUAGAGGGCCCAAGAUACAUGCAUCUUUUUUAUAUUUAUUUUUAGAUAGAUUGGGUCUUUUAAAGCUGAAUGGGGAGGUUGGGGUGGGGGAGCAGGGAGAAUGAGUCUUUUAUCAGGGCCGGGAAAUAUGCACAAAGAGACUUGAGGCAGGUGCCAUGGCCCAUAUGCAAAGGGACGGACGCAGGGCCGAUGCUGUUGCCUAGAGAUGACGUGUCUCACCGCUCGGUUCCUGAAAGCCGGCUGUAAAUAUGCCUGAUUGCCAUAAAGUCGCUUCUUGCGUCCACGGAUGUGCCUGAUUGCCAACAGGGAAGAAACACUUCUGCAUAUAAAAUGUAGAGUCAGCAGAACUUGGGGUAAAUUGGAGUUAGAGGUGCAUAAGAACCCCUAGGCUUAGUUAGGUUGAAAUACCCAUUGAGGAAACAGCAAAUACAAAGGAGGAAUAAAGAGUUUAGCCUAGGAAGGUAGUCUCAUUUUACAGCCGGAAUAUAAUGUUAUCUCAGGCUAGCAUUUUGUUCCUGCCUUCAGACCUAAAUCCUACCACACCGGGACUGUGAAACACCUGGAUUAUGAAUCAUGAGCCUGAGGUCUAGGAAUAAUAACGCUUGUGAUUUUAGAUGAGGGCUGUUUACAUAGUUUGAAGCCAGAACUUUAUAAUCUUGAGCAGAAGCUCCAAGAGAUGAGGAAAGAGCAUCAAUUUUCUCUAUUUACUUAGCAGUCAUCAUCUCUGGAAGAUUCAUUUUAGAAACAAGUUGUUGUGCACCUCAGAAGCCAUGAAAGUAUAACUACUGCUCUCUGUGUUCCAGGCUGAGUAUGAGGACUUCAGUCACACUUUCCAGAUGGCUUCUCCACACAAACAAUGCUAAAUUUGGCCAUUUCAGAGGUUUAGGAUUUUUUUUUGUUUUUGCAGUUGAUAUUGUUUUGAAUUUUAGAGCAGUUAAGAUCUUCAUAGUGAAGGUUAGAGGAGGAAACAAAGGGGUUAGAAUCUCUCAGAAGAUUAAAGUAUCUGCCUAACAAGAGGUGCUACUGGUUUUUCUCAAGCUCCGAUUGUGAAACCAGAGUCCUGUGACUGUCAGCAGGAAGUGAACGUUUGCUUUUUUAUUCCUUGUCAUCCACAUUCCUCCCCACUGUGUUGCUCAGACUGGAGUCAAGCUCAUGAUCCUCCUGCUUACAUCUCAAGUUCUGAGAUUACAAGUAUAUGUGAACAUAUCCAGCAGUUAUUUUUUUAUUCAUUAGCAUGUAGAAAGUUAUACAUUCUUUGAAGAUAAUGAGUCUUAUAAAAAGUGCUUUGUAAAAAAAUUGCAUUUUAUACUUUCAAUCAAGUAUACAUUUAGUGAGUAGUAUGUAAAAUUAUGAGAGUAUUUUGUAAGUAGUUGUUUUGGAGAACACCCCCAAAUACUACUUGUUUAAAUAUAGAGCUCUUGGAUGAAGUGGGUGGUGAUGAUGAUUAUAUUUCCUUUUAAGUAUUUUUAGCCAUUAACUUUCUUCCUUAGACAAUUUUUUAUAAUAAUUUGUUCUUAAAGAUGUUAUGUCCAAGCAUGCAGUUUCUGAGCAGUGUUGCUUUGAAAGAGUGUAAAUUUUAAAUUGUGCUUACUCUCAAUCAAAAGAGUUUUAACAUAUUUACAAAUUUAUUUCAGAAGUCAAGAAUCUGGUUGAAAAUAAAGAUAUGCAACUUUAUGGUCUGGUAUUUGAGUGGGAGUCAGAGAGGGUGAGGCCU